Haliotis rubra (blacklip abalone) is the source of this 587-nucleotide messenger RNA. RefSeq lists its product as uncharacterized. The coding region runs from base 292 to 576 and encodes 94 amino acids. Lineage: Eukaryota; Metazoa; Mollusca; Gastropoda; Lepetellida; Haliotidae. The record is from RefSeq and is a predicted model, not a curated record. The transcript has 3 exons. Gene Ontology annotation, biological process: sleep; regulation of synaptic transmission, cholinergic; positive regulation of voltage-gated potassium channel activity.
AACACCUGUCGAAAUCAACUAAUGGCCGACACAGAUAAGAAGAACGGCAUGUAAACGACGCAUUUUAUCACAAGAUGUGACUGACAACCGAGAUUUAGGACUAGAAUAUGUUGGCCAAAAAACUUCACGUAAACAGACAAUGCCAUACUUGUUAAUUGUAAUAUUCAGCUUCAGUUUGAUCACAGCGCAGACACGGUCACGUGUCUGGUGACAGGAGGGUCGAUCCAGUGUUUUAACUGUACAACAACAACAGACGUGUGGUGCAACGACCCCUUUGACACCGAGGGCCGGAUGUCCUACACGUGUCGACAGGGACAGGCGUGCUUCAAGGUCACCGCAGGAUCGCAAGUGACCAGAGGUUGCAUGUUUCACUCUGUGGGACGUGAGUCGGCCAGACAGCUGAACGAGGACGGCGCCAACUGCUACACCGACAUCAUCAGCCCCACCUUCCAGGAGAGGACCGUCUGCACGUGCGAUGACGACCUCUGCAACGCCACAGCACACGACGUCUUCUCUAACGUAGCUGUAGCUGUAGCCGUUGUAGCUGCUCUGGUCGUCCCACUUGUCAUAAUCUAGACCUCCACUCA